GCCGCGAUAUUGUUCAAGAUGGCGGCCACCUUCAAUUUCAGUAAAGAAACGCCCCCGGAUUCAAUGUUCAGUGAUAUACAGACACUGAAUAAAUUCCAAGAUGAACAAUUCAGUCAACUUGUGGAGUAUGUGUUCCUGUUUCUCGUUGAACCCACAAAGUCAUCCCGUCUCUUGUCACAACUUGAUGAGUUUGCAGAACAAAAUGGUGUCGGAGCUGGUGCCCUGAAGAAUGUUUUCAAAAGUCUCCUGUCAUUGCCAAAUAGUGCCCUGAAGAAGAGUUUGAGUCCAGCCCAAGUCAAAGAAGAUCUUGUUAACUUAGGUUUAUCAGAGGAGAAGGCCGACUUUUUCACAGAACAGUACAAGAACAAUCUGGUGUCCCUGUCUCACAGCGCCCUGGGUCAGACUCUCAUGGUCAACCAGCUGGUGGACAUGGAGUGGAAGUUUGGAGUGACGGCAUCAAGCAGCGAGCUGGACAAAGUCGGAAACACCUUCCUCCAGCUGAAACUAGUUAUCAACACUGGAAAUGGAUCCAAGAACACAUAUAUGGAGCUAUCAUUACCACAGUUCUACUCAUUCCUGCAUGAAAUGGAGAAAGCUAAAGCGAGUCUAGAAUACCUGAGCUAGUCAUGUGGACAUAUGCAGUUAUCUCCCUUGGUUGACCCAGCUUGUGUUGAUCUUCAGCAUGGAGGAUUCUCUCGGUGUGGAAUUUGAUUACACCAGAUCUUUGAGAGAUUAAGCAAAUAAGCCAACUAUGUGUUGAAGAGACGUUACUGACAAAAAGUUGUCAUGAUGUACUUCCUUGAAGAGCAGAGGGCAGAAUCCGGUAAAAGAUGUCUGUGUACUGGAGAAAUAAACAAGGGUUUUAAAAAUAUAUUCUUCAUGAUAAUGUGAUUAUCACAGCAAUCAGAGUAUGUAGUAGAUUCAGAUAGUGGACUAAGGAGUGUUAAUUCUAAAUGUCAUGUAGAAAUAAUUUUGUUUGAUUUGAAAGAAUGGAAUUUUAAAAAGGGAUACUACAUGCAUGUGUGAUUCUGGUGUAAUUCCUGAACAAGCUUGAUGGGAUAUCCAGUAAAACGUCAUGUCUGUGGUACAUUAUGAUAUGCUUCUGAACAAAAAGGGCCUGAAACACUAAACAUAAUUUAUGUGUAAACAGAACCAGGUUCUUGAUGAGGCCAUGUGAAGAUUUCAACAAAUCUAAGACAGGCUUUAAAUAUUUGUUCUGGUUCAAGGUUUGAUGUUAAGAUGAUAAAAACCAGGGAUUAACUUUGCUUCAUAGACUUUGUUAUUGUAAAAAUAGCUAUGUAUUAUGUAUAAUAUCUACAUUGGUGUAUAAAAUAAACUGGAAAAUUAAA
Haliotis rubra (blacklip abalone) is the source of this 1349-nucleotide messenger RNA. RefSeq names its product COMM domain-containing protein 7-like. Bases 19 to 624 code for a protein of 201 amino acids. The record is from RefSeq and is a predicted model, not a curated record. NCBI's taxonomy places the organism in Eukaryota, Metazoa, Mollusca, Gastropoda, Lepetellida, Haliotidae. The transcript is spliced from 8 exons. Gene Ontology annotation, molecular function: NF-kappaB binding. Gene Ontology annotation, biological process: tumor necrosis factor-mediated signaling pathway; negative regulation of DNA-templated transcription.